UCCCAAGCUUGCAUGAGAUCCCUGUGAAAAAUUCAGUCUGGGUUACAUAUUUCUUGCUGUCUAUCAGUGCUUUCUUUUAUAUUGACAGUCUUGUUUUGUUGUUGUUCUUUUGCGUUUCAAGUGCAAAAUGGCAUACUGUCAGUGGAAAUGGUUGGCAUUGGCAGUAUGUUUGGCAGUGUGUUGGAAUGGCAGUGUGGGUUCAAAUCAGUUCAGAGUUGGAGGGCCCAGAGGCUGGUUUGAACCCACUGGGAAUGAAACAGAGACCUAUAACCAGUGGGCUGAGCGCAACAGGUUUCAAGUUAAUGACAAUCUCUAUUUCAAGUACAACCCAGAUGAGGAUUCAGUGCUUUUAGUGACAAAUGAAUCAUAUUACUCAUGUAAUACUUCAAAUCCAAUUGCAUCAUAUAGUGAUGGUAACACAGUCAUUAAACUUCGACGUCCUGGUCCCUUCUUCUUCAUCAGUGGAGCUCCUGGUCAUUGUGCAAAUGGACAAAAACUGAUAACUGUAGUUUUAUCACCAUAUAUCCAUGUUGUCUCACCUUCUCCUUCUCAAGCCAGUAAUGGAGACUCAAACACUGCAGGCACUAGUUUUUCAUCUACUUAUAAUCUGGUCUCUGCAAUAACAAUUGCUCUUCUCAGUCUUGUCAUGGCUUUUUAAAGAGUUUAAGGCAUUGGAUAAUGUAUACAUACUGGAAAUACAUAAGCUCUUAACUUUCCAGUAUAAAUUUUGGAACUACAUUUUAUAAUUCUGUAACCCUUCUAACAUGUUCUGGUUUUGAAGUUUAGUAAUAAAAAAUAUAGUUUUGU
Cryptomeria japonica (Japanese cedar) is the source of this 807-nucleotide messenger RNA. Its product is annotated as early nodulin-like protein 15. The record is from RefSeq and is a predicted model, not a curated record. The transcript has 2 exons. The coding region runs from base 128 to 658 and encodes 176 amino acids. Gene Ontology annotation, molecular function: electron transfer activity. Gene Ontology annotation, cellular component: plasma membrane. Lineage: Eukaryota; Viridiplantae; Streptophyta; Pinopsida; Cupressales; Cupressaceae.